This is a messenger RNA of Oncorhynchus mykiss (rainbow trout), 836 nucleotides long. Lineage: Eukaryota; Metazoa; Chordata; Actinopteri; Salmoniformes; Salmonidae. The record is from RefSeq and is a predicted model, not a curated record.
UCCAAAUGACUACAAUUAUCUACAGGUUCAAUAGAGGACACAUCAGAAUCAUCAUAGAAAUGUCUCUAGUAUCUGUUGUCAUUAUUUACUUACUUUAUUUAAUGUCAGUGGCAGGGCAGAAAUUGGACCAGGAGAUUUCAUGGACUAAGAAAAAGGGAGAGGGUGUCUCCUUCAGCUGCAAAAACAAUGAUCAGUGUGGAACGUAUGUCUACUGGUACCAGAAGAAAGACGGAGAAACUUUUACCUUGAUUCUCGGCAUCCAAAAGCAUAACUGCGCUUUUUAUGCAUUUUACAACCAUCCUCAAAAGGAUGAUUUCUCAUCUAUGAGAAAUAACAGAUGUGAUCUGAAGAUCCAGUUAGUUAAAGUGUCCCAUUCUGCCACCUACUACUGUGCCUGCUAUCAGGCUGGGGGAACCCACAAAUCAGACAACAAUUGUGUACAAAACCCCAAAGUGACGGUCUACCCAACAUCCAAACCUGAGCCAAACGCCUUCUGUGUCUGGCUAGAGACAUGUUUCCAGAUUUCAUGGAAGACAGUGGAUGAAAAUGGCCAAACAGCAGAGGUACCCAAAACAGAGAGGGAAGAGCUGGAGCAGAGAGAGGAAGGACGGACAAACAGUAUGAUCAUCAUUAAUAAAGACAAGACAUACAGGAACAAAUACGGCUGUUCUGUGGAGCAUGAAGGGGACCCUCAAGAUGUUGACAUACCAGAAGAGAAAACCAACUGAAGCUUCUCCAACCACCAUAACUGCACCAACCACUUUGCAGGUUAACUAUGAUGAACUGAAGCUCCUCCAACCACCGUGGCUGCACCAACCACUCUGCAGGUUACCAAC